AGUAGUGGCGUGUUGGAUGGCGCCUGCGGCUAGAUGGCGAAUUCGGCGACAUAAGUGCCAUUCAGUGCGAUGACGGUAUCCGUGGGCUAACCGAAUCGCGUUUAUUCUUACGCGCGCCAAGGGUGUUUUGAUAAAAUAAUUCGAUAGCGCCGUACAUUCGAGCUUUCGUCCGGACGGUCUCUCGCGACUAGCGUGAUUUCGUGCGCGGCGGGCGCGUUACUUGCGACGGUAAACACUAUCGUGAGUAACAUCGGCUUCAUUCGUAUCCCGGUAAGUCCGCCAUUACUGGCGUGUUCGCGUACGGUCGCAUCACUCGCAUCCGGCUUCAUCUCGAAGCUGGAAUCCCUCGUCCCGCGAGUGCAAUCAGGAAAUUCUCACGCCGCCGAUCAUGGCCCGAAGCCGAAAGGACAGCACGGGUAAGAGCGACUCCGAAACCACGGAUAAGGAGAACAAGAAGGAGAGAGGCAGAGAGAAGGAACGGAAAAAACGAGCGGCUUCCUCUUCCAGUAGUGGGUCUAGCUCAUCGGAUAGCAGCUCUGGAUCUUCGAGCUCUAGCAGUGGCAGCAGUUCCAGAUCAAGCUCCUCUUCCAGUAGCUCGUCCAGUAGUUCGCCUACUUCUUCAGCCAGUUCCAGAGAUCGUGGAAGAAAGAGAAGCCGCAGCAAAAGCGUCGACGCUACGCGGAGGCAUGAAAAUAAAGAAAAGGAGAGGGAUAAGGAAAGAGAGAGGGAAAGGGAUAGGGAUAAGGACAGAGACCGUGACAAGGAGAGGAAGAAGGGAAACAAUGCUGUCCCCGAGAAAGCUAAACAAAAAGGACGAUCCAGAUCUCCCUCGCCGCGUAGGAAGCGUAGGGAGCGUUCGCCGAUUCCUAGACCGACAAAAAUACACAUUGGCCAUCUAACACGAAAUGUUAGCAAAGAACACGUCAUGGAGAUAUUUUCGGCGUACGGUCAAAUAAAGAUGGUCGACUUUGCGCUGGAUAAGCUUCAUCCAAAUCAGGGUAGGGGAUUCGCUUAUGUCGAAUUCGAGACCGCGGACGAAGCCGAGAACGCAAUGAAACACAUGGACGGAGGGCAGAUAGACGGCCAGGAAAUCACGGCUGCUCCAGUAUUAUUGCCGAAGCCCCGGCCGUUGCCGAUGCGACGCAUGUCGCCGGGCAUGGGAAGACGCGCGCCGCCACGAUGGGGCGGCGGUGGUAGAAACACACCGCCACGUUACCGCAGACGUUCGCCGCUCAUGAACCGCCGUAGAAGUCCACGGCCACCACGGCGCCGCGGAAUACGAACUCGGUCGCGGAGCCCACCGGGAAAUCCUCGACAUCGGCAUCGUCGCUACACAAGGUCCAGCUCGAGUAGUUCCCGAUAACGCGGUUUUCCUCAUUGCAAUGUACAUACAAGAUAUCGAACUGGAUAUGACGAAUAUUGUCGUAUAGUUAUGUUAAUGCAUUAAAAAAAAAAAAAAUAACGUAUAAACGUCUUGAAGUCAUAAGGUACGUUCGUCAAUGGCGAAUCAUAGACUCGUUUAUAAAUAUCACAAUAGUUUCAUGUUUCGUCGAAGCACACUCUUGAAAUAUACUAAUUUUGCAACAUGUAUUGAUGGUCAUUCGUAGUUAACACCUCAAGUUACGAACUAGUUGUAAUAUUUACAUCGUUACGUUCACGACAUUAUCGUAAGAUAAGCAAAAAUUAUUUGUAGAAUUUAUGUAUUUAAAAAAAUUUGAUAUUAGAAUAUAUUUUUUUGUCUGUCCUCUUAAUGUCUGGUGUGCUACAAAUCAUGGAAGUUAAUUGAACAAUUUUUUAUAUGUGGAUGAACAAAGAGAUUGAAUAAAAUAAUUUUUUUAGUAAUGUAAGA
Wasmannia auropunctata (little fire ant) is the source of this 1849-nucleotide messenger RNA. RefSeq names its product RNA-binding protein with serine-rich domain 1-B-like. Gene Ontology annotation, cellular component: ASAP complex; nucleoplasm; cytoplasm. The transcript is spliced from 5 exons. The record is from RefSeq and is a predicted model, not a curated record. Gene Ontology annotation, biological process: mRNA splicing, via spliceosome. NCBI's taxonomy places the organism in Eukaryota, Metazoa, Arthropoda, Insecta, Hymenoptera, Formicidae. The coding region runs from base 389 to 1363 and encodes 324 amino acids. Gene Ontology annotation, molecular function: RNA binding.